AUGUCAAAUCGCCGACGCACCCUAGCGGUCGCUUACGAUUCCGAUGCAUCUUUCUCGGUUGACGAUGAAUACGACGACCACGACGAUGUUUUCGAUGCGAAGGAGCAACAAGAUGGUUCGGAUACCGAUACAACCGAUAAUGAAGAUCUCUACGAAGACGACGAUUUUGAUAUAGAGGACCAGGUUCGGCUCUUCGACGGGAAUGUGCAUCCACCUGAGUACUGGCGGUGCAAUGUGGAGGGAUUUAACGAGGAUUCUUACGCCUGUCAAGAUUAUAGCUCUGGGACGAUGGUGCUUCUCGAUGCUGUUGAGGAACAGUGGCGCCAAUUCUGUAGUGUUCUUAAGCGCGACAAAGAAGACUGCUACGCGACUAUCUCCCUUAGCCUCCUAUAUAACUUCUUUGACUGGUUCCUAAGUCAGAAGGUCGGUAAGGACGGCAGAAAGAAACGUGGAAUCAAGAAGAAGAGCUCGUUAGGCACAUACUGGAAGGUCUUUCGACUCGUCUUCGAGAGAGCUGUGGGCGACAAGAUUGACCAGAAGCUGAACCGCAAUCUCGCAAAGAAGCACGAUUUGAGCGAGCAGCAGCGAGCUAAUCGCUGUAUGACGAUCGACGAUCUCAAGCAGCAGAUCGAGACGACGCUGAGCAUAAUAAAGAAAUCGUUCAAACUAGGAGAGUUACGUAUCCUCGCUGUGCUCUUUCUCCUCCUGCUUGCCCCGGCUGGUUCUCGCCCAGAAGCGACUUUAAAUCUGCGGUUCAAGGAUAUUAGGGUCGCUCUGGCGAGGGAUCCAGAAGGCGGACCACAUAAGCUUCUUCUUCGGUUCACUCUGGAGUUCACUAAAAGCUACCUUGGCGAGAAGGAACAGAAAACAUACGCAGUUCCUGAGACUAUGUUCGACCCAUCCUUGCUCCUGAGCCCCCACGUCUUCCUUCUAGGCGUCCUCUUCCGAUAUCGAGCUUUCAAUGCAUCCAACCUCACCUCGCCACACCAUCUUGAUAUCCUCGACAUACAUCCCAGGGAGCGGGAGCUGCCACUACCGUUAAAGGAGGACCUGAACAACACCUUCAUUUUCCGUCGAGCCGUUGAGACAUUAACGGGCUACCAAAUUUCCCCUAAAGAACGUAUAUCUUCUGGCAUGAUGGCGGCGUGGAUUAAGAGAAUCGGCGAAAUCCUAGGCUUUGAGUACCCUACGAUAGCCUAUAACUUGCGUUAUAACGCAGCCAACGCGUUUGACCAAAGUGUUGACGUCAGCGAAGCUCUCCGGAACCUCGCCAUGGGGCAUGGCAGCUCAGACCCGUUCCAGAGGCAUUACCUCGGGCGGAACAUCUCCGCCGACCUCUGGGGCAUCCUUCGCGGAUAA
This is a messenger RNA of Colletotrichum aenigma, 1359 nucleotides long. RefSeq lists its product as uncharacterized. Bases 1 to 1359 code for a protein of 452 amino acids. The record is from RefSeq and is a predicted model, not a curated record. The transcript has 5 exons. Lineage: Eukaryota; Fungi; Ascomycota; Sordariomycetes; Glomerellales; Glomerellaceae.